Messenger RNA from Lolium rigidum, 1637 nucleotides. RefSeq lists its product as uncharacterized. Lineage: Eukaryota; Viridiplantae; Streptophyta; Magnoliopsida; Poales; Poaceae. The coding region runs from base 1 to 1281 and encodes 426 amino acids. Gene Ontology annotation, molecular function: microtubule binding. The record is from RefSeq and is a predicted model, not a curated record. The transcript is spliced from 8 exons. Gene Ontology annotation, cellular component: cytoplasm; spindle. Gene Ontology annotation, biological process: microtubule cytoskeleton organization.
AUGUCCCUCUCCUCGCCGCCGCUGCUGUUGCGGCCUGCGGGGCUGGUUGGGCCCUCGCUCCGGAAGGGGUUGGGUGGCCGCCGCUGCCACGGGAACUCGUGCGGCGCGGCGCGGCGCGGCAGUCCCGUCACGGCGUGGGGUGGCCGCGGACUGCGCUGUCCUGGCGGCAGGUUUAGGGGCCGCCUCCGCCAGAUCCAGAUGGGGGUGCCGUCCAUGGUGGUGGCUAAGCGGCCUAUGGUCGGCCUGGGAGGUUUGGAAGCCGGGCAUGGGCGUCGGAGUGCUCGUGGAUUUUGCCCAGGGGAGUCAGCAGGCGGGCGGCGGUGGCGGCGAGCCGGCGACCAGCGGAAACGGCGGAGCAGCGGCAAGCAGCGAGCGGCAUCGGAGCAUGAUGCAGAGUGCAGACCAGGAAUCCACUCGCAGAUGAAGAAGAAGGGUGCUGCUAGCAGUAGCCUAUUUAUAUUGUGGGAAAAAGCAUCAAAAGCAAAAAAGACAGAUGCAAAGUUAUACUGUAAUAUCAUCAAUUCUUCACCCAAGAGUCAAAAGCUCCAAGCAUUGGGCGUGAAGCUUAAAACCCUCUGGGAAUUUCACAACACCCCUCCAAAAGAGAUCGUCAAAUUUGCUGAGGUUCUCAUAUGUGUCGAUGCAGUGUCAGCUAGUGAAAUGUCUGGGGAAAAGUCACUUUCACUGGGUGCAAUAACCAAGGUGACUGAGGAGAUUGCUUAUUUAGAGAACCGUAAGGCUAUCAAGCUUAAGAAUAAGUACCUAAAUAAAAGGAACAAGCUGUUAAAGAUGAUACAGGAGAACCAUCAGUUUCCUGCAGAAUUUAACUACGAUCCACAAAAAAAAGUGACAUCUGAUUUUCCUGAGGAAGUAGCAAAGCUGAAACCUAUAAUGGAACGAGUUAAAGUGCAAGCUCUUGACAGAAAAGAAAUCGUGAUGCGCACCGAAGUGGUACUUGAGUCAGUGAAGCAGCCCUCGUGUGCGAAGACAACCGAAAGACUUCUUCGAGCUUUGAAAGACAGGGUCGCGAAUGAAGCUGAGUUCCUAUUUGACGGCAAGGAUAUCAAGGUUGUACUGAAUGAGAUUCAAGUUGAAACAAAACCAGAAAACUCCAAGCUGCCACUAGAAAAGAGAGCAAGUUCCCGGUUGAGGGAUCAUCAAAACACCAAGGAAGUUACGGUUGAGUUACCUGACUUGCCUCCCACUCCUUAUCCUUCUGGAGUUCGUAGUGGGCAUAGGAGCCAGCGCAAUCUGACAUGGGGACACAAGCCCAGCAAGUGAAUGUUUUGCAUCCCUGAGAACCAACCGGCGGCAGUGCAAGUCCAGAUGAGCACCAACUCCAGCCAAGAUGAGAAGGAUGGUUUAAGCUUCGUUUACUUGUACAUGAAGAGCCUCUUAAGUCAAUGUACAUGAAGAACCUCUUAAGUCAAUAGGCCCGUGAUCGACAAUGUAACAAUCUAGCAAACAGUUUUUGCUAUCGGUGAGGGUAACAAUCUAGCAUAGAGUUUUUUUUGCUAUGGUUGAGAGUUGAAUAGGCAAUCGCAUGUUUCCUGUCGCUUAACCUAGGAAACAGAGGUUUCAAACCAAACCUUUUACCUGUGCAAUCUUCUAAGUUUUCAACUAUUCUAUGUUAUUAA